CACAUUAAAGACUAGCCUGUCACCAGGAGGAAGUGUUUAUAUUCAGCAGAGCUGAAUUCAAGAAGAAAUACUUUUUUUUAAAUGUCAAAAUGAACUGGAUGUCUAAAGCAGACAGGAAGAGGGCCGUGAUAAUGAUGGCAAGUUCUGCCGAGAUCGCUGGAGUGCACGCAAGCCUACCUUCGGCCCCAGACCAGAGAACCGUGGAGCUGGAGCGGUGGAGUCGUGGAAACUUUGCCAAGUACAGACACUAUGUUCCUGUCGUGGCUAACUUUAAAAAGCAUUGUUUCUCAGAAUUGAUAAGACCAUGGCACAAAACUGUGGCGAUUGGAUUUGGUGUAACUCUGUGUGCAGUUCCUAUCGCACAGAAAUCAGAGCCUCAUUCUCUUAGUAACGAUGCAUUAAUGAGGAGGGCAGUGUCACUGGUAACAGAUAGUACUGCUACCUUUCUCUCUCAGACCACAUAUGCAUUGAUUGAAGCAGUCACUGAAUAUACGAAGGCUGUUUAUACCUUAAUCUCUCUGUACCGAAAAUAUACAAGUUUACUUGGGAAAAUGAAUUCUCAGGAGGAAGAUGAAGUGUGGCAGGUGAUUAUAGGAGCCAGAGUUGAGAUGACUUCAAAACAACAAGAAUACUUGAAGCUAGAAACCACUUGGAUGACUGCAGUUGGUCUUUCAGAGAUGGCAGCAGAGGCUGCAUAUCAAACUGGAGCAGAUCAGGCUUCCAUAACCGCCAGGAAUCACAUUCAGCUCGUGAAAUCGCAGGUGCAGGAGGUGCGUCAGCUCUCCCAGAAAGCAGAAACCAAGCUGGCAGAAGCACAGAUAGAAGAGCUCCGUCAGAAAACACAGGAGGAGGGGGACGAGAGAGCUGAGCCAGAGCAGGAGGCCUACCUGCGUGAGGAUUGAGGGCCUGAGCCCACUGCCUAUCUGCCCACUCAGUGGAAAAAUCAGGGGCGGACCCCAUCCUGCCCAGGGUCAGCACCACUCUGCACAGAGAAGAGGCAGCAGUCCUGCCUUGGUCGAUCGGGCCAGAGGCCUUUGUGAGCUGUGAGUGCCUGACCCCUUCCCCUGUGGUCUCAGACAUGUACUGGACCUGCCUCUUAACCCUCAUGCACUGUACCCUGUUUAACAUUUCACCCCACUCAGCACUGCUGCUCUCACUCACUGAUCUUUUUACCUCACACCCAAAGCAUUUCACCAACCUUGCCCAGAGAGAGGGGUCCCUUUGUGUCAUGCCCUUAAGUUCAGUAGCUGUUUAACCUUAGUUUUCCAUCUUACUCAUAUUUUCAAAUAUGAUUAUUUUCUCCCUCCAUAAGGAUAUGAGUUUUGGGGGGAAAGGAGAGCCUGUCCUAUUUGUAAGAUUUAUUUUUAAGUGUUCCUAAUGUGUUCUCAUAUGGGUUCACUGCCCUGUAAGUAUAGCUUAGGCCAAGGAGUCAAAAGUCUAUUAUUAUUGAGAUAAUGAAUACAGAGUGUUUACCUGGUGCUCUCAACAGGACUUAUUCUAACACAUGCCUCUCAUUUUCUUCUUUAAGUUUCUCUAUUGUAUCCAAAGGAGAAUAAUUUCUUUUGCAUUUAAAAUAAUAAAACAUUGUAUGUGUC
This is a messenger RNA of Cynocephalus volans (Philippine flying lemur), 1595 nucleotides long. RefSeq names its product diablo IAP-binding mitochondrial protein. Lineage: Eukaryota; Metazoa; Chordata; Mammalia; Dermoptera; Cynocephalidae. Gene Ontology annotation, biological process: neuron apoptotic process; intrinsic apoptotic signaling pathway in response to oxidative stress. Gene Ontology annotation, cellular component: mitochondrion. The transcript has 7 exons. The coding region runs from base 90 to 902 and encodes 270 amino acids. The record is from RefSeq and is a predicted model, not a curated record.